AUGGAACAAAUUAUAAACGCAAAUUACAAAAAGGAAACGAAAAUAACUGACGCUGCUCUCUCCAGAAGCCCCAAUGCCGUAUUGGUUCCUGGAAUAGACACACUUCAAAUUGUGUACGACUUGUUCACCAAUAUUAGAAACUACGACACUUUAAAGCAACCAGUAAACUUGGUAUUUCUGCAUGGAAGCGGCAUGAACAGGGUCAUUUGGGAAUAUUAUGUAGCACGUCUGGCAGAGAUGAGUGAUAAUAGCUCGUGGUUUGUCAAUAAGAUUAUAACGAUUGACCAAGUUACACAUGGUGAUUCUUCUGUUCUGAAUAGGGAGAAAUUGGGCGUCAAUUUUGAAUGGAGUGAUGGUGCAAGGGACGUCUGCGAAGUAGUCCAACGGGAAUUCUUAACGAAUCAUAUCACAGCCUCAACUGCCGGUCAAGUGAAGCCAUUUAAUAUUAUUAUUGGGCAUUCAAUGGGUGGAUUUCAAGCUUUAUCGAGUGGUGUUCUUUACCCAUAUUUAUUUGAUCUCAUUAUUACCAUUGAACCAGUGUUAAUAACUCAUGAUGGUGGGAAAGUAAAAGGGCCAACAAUAAUGCCAGUAAAUUUUUACAAUUCAUUAAAGGCUAAGAUGGAUGAUAAAUUCGAAACAUUGGAAGAUUACCACAAGACAAUAGAUACAAACAGUUUUUACACAAGAGUGCAUCCUGAAAUAAAGCAAAGAUUCAAAGAGUUUGAAAAAGUACAAGAUAUGGAAGGCAAGAUAACCAUGAAAAUGGAACAAAGACAAAAUUUAAUUUGUUACCUAACAUUGAAUCCUGGUGCACAGUGGCUUUUAAACGGAUUAUCUUUUAUUAAAGCACCUGUAGUGAACAUACUUGGAGGAGUUUCUAAAUGGUGUCCAAAGGAAAAUGAAGAAACAAUGAAUAGACGUAUCCCAAUAUAUGAAAGGGAUGUUAUUGUAGGUGGUGACCAUUUGGUUAAUAUUGAAAUGCCUGCUGAAACGUUAGCAAAAGUAAUUGCUCAUAUCACAAUUUUUGUAGACAAAUCUAAGAGGGUACUUCUUCAUGAUAUAAGCACUAAUCAAAGGAGGACGAAAUUUCAACAAGAUUUUGAAGCUUUUACAAAGGCAAGAGUGAAACCUAUCAACUUACAACUUUCCAAACUCUAG
Messenger RNA from Naumovozyma castellii, 1158 nucleotides. It is a transcript of the gene LPX1, whose product is annotated as triglyceride lipase. The coding region runs from base 1 to 1158 and encodes 385 amino acids. NCBI's taxonomy places the organism in Eukaryota, Fungi, Ascomycota, Saccharomycetes, Saccharomycetales, Saccharomycetaceae. The record is from RefSeq and is a predicted model, not a curated record. The transcript has a single exon.